Messenger RNA from Vespula pensylvanica (western yellowjacket), 4844 nucleotides. Its product is annotated as facilitated trehalose transporter Tret1-2 homolog. Bases 180 to 1820 code for a protein of 546 amino acids. Gene Ontology annotation, molecular function: sugar transmembrane transporter activity. The record is from RefSeq and is a predicted model, not a curated record. Lineage: Eukaryota; Metazoa; Arthropoda; Insecta; Hymenoptera; Vespidae. The transcript has 7 exons. Gene Ontology annotation, cellular component: membrane. Gene Ontology annotation, biological process: transmembrane transport; carbohydrate transport.
UCAUCGGUGAUUCCAAGGUCGAGGUCUAUCGUUCGUGCGGUCGUUGCAUCUGAAACGAUCGACCAACGACUACCGAAGACUGCCUAUCGAAUCGGAGCUGCGCUACCAGAGGCAGAAGAACAAGAAGGAGAGAGAACGAGAGAGAGCGAGACAGACAGAGACAGAGACAAAGACAGAAAAUGGCCCCCACUCGUCGCGAGGAAGAAAUAGAGGGGCGCUCGUAUAAAGAGUAUGCUUACAGCCCUGUACCAGCGAGUUCCUCCUCGGCUGUGUACGAAACCACCACCACUACCCUCGUUAAAGAACCCUACGUUGAAUCUACUACUAACGGAGAAGACUAUAGAAAAUCUACAUUUGGAAUCGUUACGAGCAAGUGCAGUGUUCCCGAGAUGGUUGAAAAAGGAUCUACGCUCUUGCAGUAUGUUGCAGCAGCUGCAGCCAAUCUCAGCGUUAUGGCGACAGGUGCGAUGUUGGGAUGGACCAGUCCGAUGUUAGACAGACUCAUAAAGAAAACCGAUGACAGUCCUCUGGACCGUCCCAUUACCAUGGACGAGUCAUCGUGGAUCGGAUCGUUGGUAGCUCUUGGUGCCGCGGGCGGAAGUUUCUUGGCCGGAUAUGCCGCUGAAAGAUUCGGAAGGAAAUACAGUCUAUUAUUUUGCGUUGUACCUUAUUCGAUCGGCUGGGCGUUGAUAGGUACGGCGAGCAGCGUGAUUCAAUUUUACAUCGCUCGAAUCGUAUUUGGAAUUGCCUUGUCUUUCGCCUUCACGGUCGUGCCUAUGUACGUGGGAGAGAUCGCAGAGACGUCCGUCAGAGGAGCGUUGGGAUCCUUCCUUCAGUUAUUCAUCACGUUUGGAUUGCUCUAUUCUUACGUCAUCGGUCCGUACGUUUCUUACACGGUCUUUUGGAUCCUGUGUGCCUGCCUACCAGUCAUCUUCUUCGUUUUAUUUCUACUGAUGCCAGAAUCACCUUACUAUCUGAUCACCAAGGGUAACAGGGAAGCUGCCAUUGCUGCGCUAGCCAAAUUACGUAGCAAGAGCGAAACGGCCGUACAAAAGGAGGCAGACGAGAUACAGGAUAUCCUCGAAGAAUCGAUGAAGACGGAGACCAAGAUCUCGGAUCUGUUCAACGUCAAGGCGAAUUUUAAGGCUCUCUUGUACACCUGUCUCUUGGCAUCUUUUCAACAGUUGACCGGUAUCAACGUUGUUCUAUUUUACAUGCAAUCUAUCUUCGCUGCCACUGGUAGCACAAUGGAUUCGAACGUGUCUACGAUCAUAGUCGGUAGCGUUCAAGUAGCCGCAUCCUUUGUCACGCCAUUGAUCGUCGACAGGCUGGGCAGACGAUUGCUUCUCAUAACUUCUGGUAUCGGAGAGAUCGUUACCUUGACUGCUCUGGGUCUUUUCUUUUACCUGAAAGACGUGCAGAAGGACGAAGAAGUCGUACUAUCGAUCUCGUGGCUUCCGGUGGUCUCGCUCGUUAUCUUUAUCGCCACCUAUUGCAUCGGUUGGGGACCUCUUCCAUGGGCAGUGAUGGGCGAGAUGUUCGCCCCUGCAGUAAAGUCGAAAGCUUCCGGUAUCACGGUCUGCAUGUGCUGGUUCUUAGCCUUCUUCAUUACGAAAUUCUCCAGCAACAUCACCAGCACCUUCGGCAAUCACACGACCUAUUGGAUGUUCGCCGUCUUCUGCGUUUUGAGCGUUCUAUUCACAUUGUUCAUACUACCUGAAACCAAGGGCAAGAGUUUAGAACAGAUUCAGAACGAGUUGAGCGGCGUGAAACCGACGAUGUCCGAAUUCACCAAUUCGGACUUACCUACCAAACAAUGAGGAUAUCCUUCAGGGUCGGAGAUGGUUCAUAUUUUAAACGACGGUCAGUAUCCUUGCACAAGUUAUUACGGGUCAAUCGUAAGCCAAGAACACGCGUAGAAUUCUGAUCGUCCUUCUUCGGCCCUGGCCACAAAACUCGAUGACUUUUGAUCCUCGUAUAAGUGGCGCUUCGGGAAACACGACGAGCCAACAAAUUAUUUCUUGUUUUUUUUUUUUCGAUCAGUAUUGGACAGGAAGGACGUUUGACGAAACCCUUUUGUCCUCGACGUCGUAUCGUUUGAGAUCUUCCCGAACAUUCCCAAGGGAAACGUGUAUCUCUAAGAUCCUAAGAUCGUAAUGAUUGUGUUCCGUGUCGAGUCGUCCGUGAUGAAACAGAUAUAUAAACUCUUCCUUUCUCUUCUUCAUUUUAUGAUAAUUCGUAAGAAUGUUAUAAAUACAAAAUACUUAAUUUUUUAACGAUAUUUUAUCGAAGAACUUUUGGAAAGCGUCGACGAUAACGGCGACUAAGAGAGAGAGUGCGUGUGUGUUCCCUUCGCGAGUAUGAGGACUCGUCCGUCACGUUUGUUUCCUUCUUUCUUCGUUUUUUCUCUUUCAUUUUAUUAUUACUAGAUUGAAUGGUGUAUUAAUUUAAAUAAUAGAAUAGUUUUUUAUUCGGAUUCCAAGCUACGACGUAAGUUCCUUUAGCGUGGAUCGAGCCUGAUGCAAGUCGAACUGGAGAACCGGACUGAAGCUCGAUCGACUACCGAUACUAUUGUUAUUACCACUACUCGCUCGUUCCGUCGAUAUAUAUAUAUAUAUAUAUAUAUAGUUUCUGGAUUUUUAUUACUAUUAAUUUUCUUCUUUUAAUUCUUGCGAACGAGAAACGAAACAUCUUCGACUUUUGUUAUUUCCACGACCUACAUCCUGAAAACACUCUAUGUUUAUUCAUUCGGCCAAUUUCAAACAUACACAAAGUUUUGUUUGUAUACAUAUAUCGACCCUUAAUGAAAAUUCCAUUCAACUUUUUCUGUUAAAACCUUGAAAUAACACGCUGAAAGAUCUCGUUCGCGAUCGCGAGACUAGUCAUAUCACAAUUUUUCGAUAAACACGUGGAUGACCUUUUGCGUACAUCACCGCAUAACCAUUCAACAAAAUUUGUCACAUCUGUGAAAUAAUAUCGAGCUUUCUGUCACUUGGUCGACCUUUUAUUUAGACGUUGAUUAUCGUUUACGCAUACGUAUUAUUUUAUCAUAUAACUCGACUAUUAUUAUUAAGACUUUUAUUUAGAAAUACCAAUGAGAGAAAACUGUAAUAACCGAACGAUUAAAUAUUAAAACAAAUGCAACAAGAGAGGGAAGAGAGAACGAAAAGCGCUAGUGUCUUUUACAGUAAUCUGUGGCCUUAAUCGGUGGUCCGUUAACUGCGCAAUAGUCAAUUUAUUCUCAUCGAGUUGUCGUCCAUUCGUAGGUGUUAACGCGAUCGAGUAUAAUUCAAAAAAAAAAAAAAAAAAAAAAAAAAAGACAGAAAAAAAAGAGAGAAAAAAAAAACAGAAAAAAGAAAAAACAUUUUUCCUGGAUCCUGACGUUUAAUUGCACUCUUCGAUAGAAUCCAUCGAUUGUUCGCCAUCGAUAAGUAACGUACUACAAAUAAUAAAUAUAUGUAUGUACUCGAUCGUUCUCAAAUGUCAUUGAUAAAAGUUGUAGAACGCAGUUUUAUCGAUGUUGUUGCUCUUGGUGUUUAUGUAAAAGAAUGCAUCUACGAAUGUACGUACGUACGCGAGGAAGAAUCGAUAUAAACGUUUAGCGGUAUGUCGUUGAGCGAUGCAUUCGUUCAAGGGCAGAAAACAUUCCCAUAUUUCGCGUUACACUUCUUCGUGGAUAAGAAAAAUUCGUGCGCAGCAGAAAGAUACAUACGUUUUUACUAUUCCUCGUUUUUCCAUUUUUUUUUCCCUUCUUCUUUUUUUUUUUUUUUCUUGGGGUAGAACGGUUUCUUUUCCUUCCUUGUUUUUUUUUUAUUUUUUAUUUUUUCUUUUUCUUUUUCUUUUGUUAUUCUCGUUUCCGCAUCGCCUUUCCGUGUUUUUUUUUUCUCCUUUAACGUUUCGACAAGAGAGUCGCUCCAGAGAUAAAAAUCACCGAACAGAAGAGGCGAAGGAAAUUAAACCGAUUCUUCGAUAUACACACGAUAUAAAUAUGAACAUUGGCAUAAUUCCUCUUCUUACGAGUAGAACGCUGUGCUCGUGGGAACGCUCGAGCGAUUACCAAAGAUUUAUCUUACGUUUCAAUCCGUACUCCUAACUCGCAUCUUUCAAUUUCCGUGUGUUUCUCUCCUCGUAUUACUCACGGUACUUCCUGCUAACUUGUCCGUGUCAAUUAUUUAUACUUAUACAUGUGUAUAUAUGAGAAUAAGCAACGCGAUGUAAUCAAAACUUGUACGUUGUGAUUAAAGAAAAUCUUUCAUAUAUAUUUCUCGGAGAAUGAUCAAAGGAAAAGAGAAAUAAGAAAAGAAGAAAAGGAAGAAAAAAAGACAAAAAAAAAAAGAAAAGACGGGAAAAAGAAGCAAGGAUAAUAUUAAAAAAAAAAAAAAAAAAGAAAGAAAAACGCGGCGAAGACGAAAAGCGCUGGUCCCCCGGUUUGCUUGUUCUUCUUUCCGAUUGUCAACGAAUGUUUUAGCACGUUUGAAACGCGAGUGAAACGUCUUCGUGUUUCGUAAUGUAUGUUUAAACGAGUACGAAAGAAAAAAAGAAAUAAGAAUUUUAUAUAGCAUCGAACAAUCAUUGAAUACGAGCGACGAGGAAGAUAAACGUAAUUAAAUUUUAGAACGACGAUCGCACGUUUUGUUAUUUAUACAUAUAUUUGGAUUAAUCUAUAAGAAAUAAAUGUAAAGCGAAGAGAAACUAUUAUAACGUAAUAAGAGAGCGUGGAACUAGAACGGGUAACGCUAUGUUUCAUCUCGUCACUGUAAAUAUUAUUUGAUAUAUAUACACAUAUUCCUAAGUGCACCUUUGUACAUACAUAUCGGAAUUGAAUAAAUUAUAAUUAAACGCAA